Molecule: messenger RNA, 1487 nt
Organism: Cynoglossus semilaevis (tongue sole)
Lineage: Eukaryota; Metazoa; Chordata; Actinopteri; Pleuronectiformes; Cynoglossidae
Gene: tm7sf2
Product: transmembrane 7 superfamily member 2
Exons: 12
Coding region: 164-1441 (425 amino acids)
Biological process (GO): cholesterol biosynthetic process
Cellular component (GO): endoplasmic reticulum membrane; nuclear inner membrane
Molecular function (GO): Delta14-sterol reductase activity
Source: RefSeq, a predicted model, not a curated record
CCUCUUCUGAUGAUGUGCGUGAGAUUUGAUUGGCCAAGAGGCAGUUCUUCCGUUAUACGUAUGCUGGGACGUUUCUGUCUACAUAGGCUGCUGGAUGGAUAUCUCUGAAUUACAUUUAAAACUUGUAACGUCUGCAAAUUCUCUCUGAACUCUGAUUUCAACAAUGGAGCCCAACAGUAAGGAAACCAAACACAGACCUUCAAACAGUACAGAACAGGAGUUCGGAGGAACUUUGGGUGCAGUUUUCAUACCAAUCUUUCUCCCCUUAACUGUGCUGUCACUGAUCUGCUUGUGUCAGUCCCCCGAGGCCUCCGUCUUUCAGUGGCCUCCUCCACUCCCAUCCACUGAAAGACUGUGGAAUCCUGUGGCCCCAGUGAUACUGCUGGGAUGGCUUGCUCUUCAUGCUCUUCUCUAUCUGCUGCCAUUGGGGAAGGUGUCUGAAGGAUUAGUGCUCAGAGAUGGAACGCGCCUCAAGUAUCCCAUUAAUGGUUUCCAUGGCCUGUGUGUUACCAGCGUGUUGCUGAUGCUGUCUCUGGUGCUCGGCGCUCCCUUUGGGUAUCUGUUUGAGCUUCUUUUGCCUCUGGCAGUAUGUGCAACAGUACUGUCAUUUCUGCUCGCCACCUACCUCUACAUCCGCUCUUUCUCGGCUCCUCCCCACGCUCUUGCUCCGGGGGGGAACACCGGAAACCCAUUGUAUGACUUUUAUAUCGGACGAGAGUUAAAUCCCCGGAUUGGAAACUUUGAUCUCAAAUAUUUCUGUGAGCUCAGACCAGGUCUGAUUGGCUGGGUGGUCAUAAACCUGGGCAUGUUGAUGAAAGAGGUGGAGCUUCGAGGUUCUCCUUCCCUGGCCAUGAUCCUGGUGAACAGUUUCCAGCUGCUUUAUGUUACAGAUGCUCUGUGGAAUGAGGAAGCAGUUCUGACUACCAUGGACAUUGUGCAUGAUGGUUUUGGCUUCAUGCUGGCCUUUGGUGACCUGGCCUGGGUUCCGUUUACAUACAGCCUGCAGGCAAUAUUUCUGGUCAUGCAUCCACAGCACCUAAGCCUCCUCAGAGCUGCAGCUAUAAUCACACUGAAUGGUAUUGGAUAUUACAUUUUCAGAAAAUCCAACUCACAGAAAAACCAGUUUAGACGAGAUCCCACACAUCCAAGUGUUGCAAAACUGGAGACAAUCGCCACAGCAACAGGGAAGCGGUUGCUUGUGUCUGGUUGGUGGGGUCUUGUCCGUCAUCCCAAUUAUCUCGGUGACCUGGCCAUGGCCUUUGCCUGGUCCCUGCCAUGUGGAUUCUCACACCUGCUGCCUUACUUUUAUGUCACAUAUUUCACCAUAUUGCUGAUACACCGAGAAUCCCGCGACGAGCGACAGUGCAGGGCUAAAUACGGAAAGGCGUGGGAAUCCUACUGCCAACGUGUUCCGUAUAGGAUUUUCCCGUACAUAUACUGAGGAUGAGGUGGAAUUACGCUGCAGGACUCGGAUUGUAACCCACUUG